This is a messenger RNA of Microdochium trichocladiopsis, 1612 nucleotides long. RefSeq names its product ICE2-domain-containing protein. Gene Ontology annotation, biological process: endoplasmic reticulum inheritance; septin ring assembly. Gene Ontology annotation, cellular component: perinuclear endoplasmic reticulum; endoplasmic reticulum membrane; cortical endoplasmic reticulum. The record is from RefSeq and is a predicted model, not a curated record. Lineage: Eukaryota; Fungi; Ascomycota; Sordariomycetes; Xylariales; Microdochiaceae. The transcript is spliced from 2 exons. The coding region runs from base 157 to 1476 and encodes 439 amino acids.
CAGUCUCAAAGCUCGACAGCUCGUGCGACCCCCCGCGUCUUCAGGCCAGGGUGUCUUUACGAAAGAUCGGGUUCUCAAGGUUGCAGCUAGUAACCAGCACAUACUGGUCAGACGCCUCGCUCUCCCGGCGCGGCAGCUGCCACCGAAAACGCGCCGAUGUGGUGGCUCUUCCGGAUAGUCUCGAGCGCCGUCUACCUCCUCACCAUAGUCCUAUCCAUACCGAUAUGCUUUGACGUGGGCGGACGCGACAGCGGCCUGGCAUACAGUCUUGCCAUCUUCUCUUUCUACUUGCUGUACAGCACUGCGCGGCUCCUCACGCCAGACAAGUCGCGAGUGAGGUGGACCGUCACCAAGACCCUCCAGGCCUCGCAAUGGAUUGUCAUCCCGACACUGCUCAUCUGGUCUCUUCAUAGCUUUGCCGUCGACGCUAAUAGCACGGACUGGGUAUCAAAGACGAUUGGCGGCCUUGGUCGACGUGCAGAUACCUCGACAUGGACAAACUGGUUCUUUGGUACGGGCGGCAUUCUGGAGUCGGCCACGCUUGGUGUAUGGGACAAGAGCUUGAGAUACUCGACACCUGUCUUCCAGCUUCUUGAGGGCUUCUGCACCCUAUUGGUGAUUCAAGCCGCCGGCAAGCUGUCAAGAUAUCUGGUGAACAGAGGCCGAAGCGACACCUGGGUGCUUAUUCUCCUGAUGUUCUCCGCUUCAGUCAUUGCAACUGCUGUCUACUUUUUGUGGCGUGUUGCCCGAUUCCCGACUCUCAACAAUGUAGACGCCACGCUGAUUGGUGUCACCGUCACGUCUGCGUUUUUCCUCGGCGCUAUGGGCAUUGGCAGUGGACGCGGAAAUCCGGUUGAGUCAUCAUUGUUGUUCGCCUACGUCGUGCUCUGUGUCUACCAAAUCUUCACAGAUUACGUGCAGUCGCCAGAGGCCCAAGCUGCAGCCGCUGCAGAGAUGGCUGGCCAGCCUGAGUUCCCGCCGUUGCCACCCAUCAUCAUGGCGAGUUAUUCGACAUUCCUGCACUUGCUCGGCUCACUCCCGUCUGCCGUCUACUCCUCCCUCACGUUCCUCCAUGCGGCCUUCCAGACCAUCGCGCCGUCGGUUAUGAUCUCGCUGAUAUACCGUAUCAUUGUCUUCUACUGCGCCACCCGCAUAAUACCUGCGGUUCGUGAGUCCGGCGCCGGUGCGGUCAUGCUGGAACCGUCCCUGGACGACUCGGACAGUGCCAACCAGCUUCUCGGUUUCUUGUCCUAUUUCUCGCCUUCAAUACUUAUUGCGGUCUACACGAGUUUACUAAACCAGCACUUCUCGACCAGCGACGGCGGUGAGGGAUGGACCUUGCAUCACGGCGACGCCGGAGGCAACGUUUGGCGCUGGGCCAAUGUCGGUAUCACCAUGCUCCUGUACGGCAUCGAGUUGUAUCUUGGCAGCGACGAUUCCGAUGGUAGCAUGAGCGGUCACUGGAAAGUGGACUGAUCAGCGCGAGACGCCAUAUUAUCAAAUCUACAAUGUCGAAAGGAGGACAUUGAUGGAGCACGCAAAGUGAAUCCAAUCAGGUCCCAACAGAUGGCUUGGCCCAGGCAACCAAAGGCGUUUCCGCAGCGGCCAAUCA